UACAAAGGAGGGAUGCGAUUGGCUGAGCCGGAGAGGAGAGGUUCUCUCGGCUGUCGCGAGGCGAGUUGAUUCCGCGCCACUUCGUUUCCGACUCGUGUCUACGUACGACGUGUCCGAGGACUAACGCUGAACGCCAUCCUCCUUCGCCUUUCUUUUGUCUGCUAACGCAAGAAAACGAGCAACAUGGUGGACCAGGCAGUACUGGACAAGCUUGAGGCUGGCUUCAACAAGCUUUCCAGCUCCGACAGCAAGUCGUUGCUGAAGAAGUACCUGACGAAGGAGAUCUUCGACAACCUGAAGACGAAGAAGACUUCCCUGGGCGCCACCCUCCUCGACGUGAUACAAUCCGGCGUGGAGAACCUGGACUCGGGCGUUGGUAUCUACGCCCCUGACGCCGAGUCCUACACAGUUUUCGCUGACCUCUUCGACCCGAUCAUCGAAGACUACCACGGUGGCUUCAAGAAGACCGACAAGCAUCCCGCCAAAGAUUUCGGCGAUGUCGACACCCUUGGAAACCUUGACCCGGCCGGCGAAUACGUGGUUUCCACUCGCGUCAGAUGCGGACGAUCCAUGGAAGGCUACCCCUUCAACCCCUGCUUGACCGAGGCCCAGUACAAGGAGAUGGAAGAGAAGGUCUCCUCCACUCUGUCCGGCUUGGAGGGCGAGCUCAAGGGAACCUUCUACCCGUUGACCGGCAUGAGCAAGGAGGUCCAGCAGAAGUUGAUCGACGACCACUUCUUGUUCAAGGAGGGUGACCGCUUCUUGCAGGCUGCCAACGCUUGCCGUUACUGGCCAACUGGCCGUGGUAUCUACCACAACGACGCCAAGACCUUCUUGGUCUGGUGCAACGAGGAGGAUCACUUGCGUAUCAUCUCCAUGCAGAUGGGUGGUGAUCUUGGACAGGUGUACCGCCGUUUGGUGAACGCCGUGAACGAGAUCGAGAAGCGGGUCCCAUUCUCCCACAACGAUCGUCUCGGCUUCCUGACCUUCUGCCCGUCGAACUUGGGCACCACGGUGCGCGCCUCCGUGCACAUCAAAGUGCCGAAGCUGGCCGCGAACAGGGAGAAGCUCGAGGAAAUCGCCGCCAAGUUCAAUCUUCAGGUGCGCGGAACCCGCGGCGAGCACACCGAGGCCGAGGGCGGUAUCUACGAUAUCUCCAACAAGCGGCGCCUCGGUCUGACCGAGUACCAGGCCGUCAAGGAGAUGCACGACGGCAUCGCCGAGCUGAUCAAGAUCGAGAAGGAACUCUAAAUCGAUCGCGCCCAAUUUAACCGACAACGCGACCGUUCCCAUCAAACCUAUCCCCCCCUGUCCUUGCUCCCACUUUAGAGACACUCGACGCGUCGACGGGGACUCGCUCUGGAUCCAAUGGAAAAUCGGAGAAACGUUUCGAAGAUCAAAGAUGCUUUCUCGGAUGUUU
This is a messenger RNA of Nomia melanderi (Alkali bee), 1420 nucleotides long. RefSeq names its product Arginine kinase 1 (gene Argk1). NCBI's taxonomy places the organism in Eukaryota, Metazoa, Arthropoda, Insecta, Hymenoptera, Halictidae. Gene Ontology annotation, biological process: phosphocreatine biosynthetic process. The record is from RefSeq and is a predicted model, not a curated record. Gene Ontology annotation, molecular function: creatine kinase activity.